AGUUGCGUCAUAAGCACAAUGGCCGCCGGUCUGUUGAUAUGUAUGAGCUAGUGCGGAAAAGCCUUUGUUUGGUUCCGUGUAAGAGGAGCGAAGUGCAGCCGUUUUUACUCCUCUCCUGACACCGAGACACUCUUUCCACUGAGUAGAAAUAUCUCUGCAGAGAAAAACUCGCUUUCCAAGCUCCAUCGGAACGUGACAUGUAUUUGUAAAACCCACACCGUCCAAAGAGGCCUCAUGGAACCGAGCAACGAUGUGGCGCUGGACAUCAUCAUCACAAACGUGGUUUCCGUCUUCAGGACCAGGUGUCAUUUAAACCUGCGCACUAUCGGCCUGGAGGGUAACAACGUCAUCUACAGACCAGAAGUCGGGAAAGUACUGAUGAAGCUCCGCAAACCUCGCAUCACUGCCUCCAUCUGGUCAUCAGGGAAAAUCAUUUGCACAGGAGCAACAAGUGAAGACGAGGCUAAACUGGGUGCUAGGAGGUUAGCCCGCUGUCUCCAGAAGAUAGGAUUCAAGGUCAGGUUUUCAGAUUUUAAGGUUGUAAACGUCCUGGCCGUGUGCUCCAUGCCAUUUCAGAUCCGUCUUAUCGAGUUCACAAAAAACAACCGUCCCAUAGCCAGCUACGAGCCUGAGCUCCAUCCAGCUGCUACGUACAGAAUUAAACCCCUCAGAGCCACAGUGCAAGUGUUCUCCACAGGCAACAUCACAGUCACAGGACCAAACGUUCAGACUGUUGCGUCAGCAGUGGAACAGAUUUAUCCUCUACUGUUCGAGUGUCGGAAAAAAAUGGCAUAAAACACCCACCCCAACACACAGAGUCUGGGGGGAAAAACCUUAAGAAGCACCUUAUAAGAGAACGUGUUUUAAAACUUUAAACUGUCGGCCUCCUCGGCGUGUAGUAACCGAACCUUUUAAUAAUCAAACCUUAUUUUAGUGCAUGGACACCAAAGUCGAUGAAAAGCUGUUGCUCUUCCUUCUGAAACGUCAGAGUUUUAUAGAAAACUGAAGCUGGCUUUAGUAAGAGCAACACCGAGGACGGACGUUAAAACGAGAGCAGGCGCGGCUGAGCAGGAUGUAACGUGAUACUGACCUGCUGCACUUCUGUCGAACAAGAACGCUGGUUUACAAGGUUCGCGCGGCAGUACGCAGCUCACGUGUUUAUGUAAUAUGUUCCCAUUUUGUAUUUUAUAUUAAAGGAGAUAAUAAUC
Molecule: messenger RNA, 1208 nt
Organism: Silurus meridionalis
Lineage: Eukaryota; Metazoa; Chordata; Actinopteri; Siluriformes; Siluridae
Gene: tbpl1
Product: TBP-like 1
Exons: 7
Coding region: 235-795 (186 amino acids)
Biological process (GO): DNA-templated transcription initiation
Molecular function (GO): DNA binding; general transcription initiation factor activity
Source: RefSeq, a predicted model, not a curated record